AAGUUUUGUUGAAUAAGAGUUAGCUCAUUCACAAGUUAAUUGUAUUGUUUGUAUGAUCUUUAUUAAUACUAAUAUUGGUGCAAAAUUGUUCAAUGGCUCUGGAUAAGAAAACCAAAGUCCAAUUGAAGAAAAGCUUAACUUCAAAAGCUAUUAGCUCUAAUAAGAAUAAAAACAUACCUGGGCUGACAAAAGAUCUCCUUUUUAAUGGAAACACAGAAACUUCAGACACAAAUGGUCAUACUGUUGAAGAAGGCAAAACUCUGCUGCUGUCAGCAAGUUCUGAAUGUGAUAAUUUAAGUUCUCUUUCUGAUAAUCAUUUGUGUGUAGCAUGCAGUACACAGCAGUCUUCCUUAUUAUUAGCCCAGCAUCAGUGUAAAACACUGGGCUCCUUGCGACCACGACUUUCACACAAUGGCACAAAUGGUCAUCUCUCCUGUGAGAAAAUGACUAACCAUCAUAAGGUUGAAGCUGAUGAUAUCAAGGAGCAUCCACCAAGUGAUAACAAUUAUAAUAAGGCUACUAAAAUUAGAAAAGGGCCACAAAAAGAUGGUACAGGGCUUUAUAAAAUAGGGAAGAAUUUGUUGUCAAGAAAUGUUGCAUUGCCAUCUUGGCUUACAGAACCAGAGUUUAUGGUGCAUCCCAAACCAAAGGCCAAUAAGGAAUUAGUUCACAGCCAUGCAGAUUCCUUGUUUAGUACCAGCAGUGGAUUCACUAAUUAUUAUGGUGUCCUCAAUCUUUGUCUCAUACUACUGGUUUUGGGUAAUGCUAGACUUUUUCUGGAAAACAUCAUCAAAUAUGGCAUUCUCAUCAAUUUAUCAUUUACAGACUGGUUUUUAAGUGAACCUUACAAUUGGCCUAAUUUGGCCUUGACUUUAUCUAUCACCAUAUUCCCUGCAAUAGCCCUGUACACAGAAAAACUUCUCUCACUUGGAAAGAUCAGCAACAGAACUGGGACAAUCAUCUAUGUGAUAAACCUUUCUGUUCUCCUACUGUUUCCUGCUGCUAUUAUUUACUACCUACAUCCAGUCAUUGCUUUCUCCAUCUUCACAUUGGGUAAUGUGACCAUCUGUUUCCUCAAGCUUAUCUCAUAUGGCCAUGUCAACUUCUGGUGCAGGGAAUAUCUCAAUGUCAAUAAAUUCAAGAGGAGAUCAUCCUCAGGGAAUUUGGAUGUCUCUCAGAAGUCUAACAACACAGCAACUGAAGUUACACAGUCAUACCCCGGAAAUCUCAAUGUUAAAGAUUUGGCUUAUUUUAUGUUUGCUCCAACUUUGUGUUAUGAGCUGAAUUUUCCAAGAUCUGCCCGCAUUAGGAAGCGAUUCCUAGCCAAGCGCAUUAUUGAAAUGGUAUUUCUGUGUUGGCUGAUGGUUGCUCUUAUGCAGCAGUGGAUUGUCCCUGCUGUGAACAAUGCUAGACAACCUUUAGCUGAGAUGGAAGCUUUCAAAAUGCUGGAGCGCCUGUUAAAACUAUCAAUACCAAACCAUUUGAUCUGGCUAGUAUUUUUCUACUGGUUCUUUCACUCCACUUUAAAUGUUGUAGCUGAACUGUUAAGGUUUGGAGACAGAGUUUUCUACAAGGACUGGUGGAAUGCUGAAACUGUGUCUGAGUUCUGGCAGCACUGGAACAUCCCUGUUCACAGAUUUGCUACUAGACAUGUGUACAAGCCCUUGCUGAGCACUGGAUGUUCUAGGUUUACUGCCUCAUGCUUUGUUUUUUUACUGUCAGCUUUUUUUCAUGAGUAUCUAAUCAGUGUACCCCUUAGGAUGUUUAAAACCUGGGCUUUCAUGGGAAUGUUGAUGCAGGUUCCUACAGCAUACUUGACAUCUAAGUUUGUGCGAGGCAAGUGGGGCAACAUCACCAUGUGGUUGUCUCUCAUCCUUGGCCAGCCAGUGGCCAUUUUGGCCUACUUUCAUGACUACUAUAUUGUCCACUCCCUUCCUCUGCUCAACAACAGCACAGCAACACCAGGUCUGUAAUUGGAUGACAGUGCAGCAGUAUAAAACUUUUGUGAUGAAUGCCUAGAGACCAAAUAUUUAAAGUGGUGCAUGGAUAUUUAGGGGUCACCAUAAAUGACAUCACACAAUCCAGCUAAUAUUUUUAUUCUAAAUCUUCUUCACUCCAAUGGUUACAAAAGCCAAGUUUUUCCCUUGAGAUAUUCAAAAUUCAAUCACACCCCCCUCCAAUCCAAACAAGAUAAACUAAAGUUAUCAUGUUUUGUUUUUUCUUUGCUUUUAAAUACACAAAUUUCCUAAACCCUCUAGUCCCAUAAUUAGUGCAGAAGUGAUAGCCACUUCACCCCACUUUUUCAGGUUGUGUGAUGUCACUUUAGAGUCCUUAUUGAUCAUGUUUAUUAUAUUUAGCUCACUAAUUUCUUAUGUACAGUUGAAUUUUUAUGUUAUUACUAUUAAGUAAUUUACUGUGUAAGGAAAAAAUUGUAGAACUAAUGGUUAUUGCUGACUUGAUUAUGAUUUUAUAAAGUAAAUUUAACUUUUACUUAUGUAAGAAUGCAGUUUAGUAUUUAGAAUUUUUCAUCUUGCUUCUGUAAUGAUGAAUAUACUAGUAUUUUUUCCUCUUUUUAAUUUUUUCCGUUACUGUGUGUAAUAUCAGUCUCAAUAUCAAACUGCAGGGAUUAAAUUAAAAUUAACCCAAGAAUAAAAUGUUUUAUAAAACUGAGUCUUUUUGAAGUUACUUAGUGGGUUUCUCCUUAAUCAAGAGAUACAGUACUUACUGUUCAGCAGCUAAUGGGGGGGGGGGGGGGCUCUGUUGGAAAAUAACCACAUUUAUUUAACCACAGUUUUUUGUGGAAUUUGUUGCACUAAUGUUGUUAAAAUGUUUUCAAAGCCAAAUUAAACUACUUAUUUUUACUAUUUUAUCCUCCUAAAUUCUAUAAAUCUUUUAUUUAUAAAGCCAAUACAAGUAAAUCUAACACUAUUAAAUUAUGGGUGGGUUAACCAUUUAUUUAUUAAUUAAAUUAGUAUUCAUUUUUAAAUUUAAUUCUAAACACAUUGUUGCCUAAAAUUCAUACAAUUUUAAUAACAGCUCAACAUUUCUUUAGUAUGUCCAAGUAAAUUUGAUUUCACGGUAUUUUAUUAAAGGAAAUUAUUCCUUUUAUGUUUAUUUUAUGAUCAGUAUAAAUAUUUUUUGCUGUAUAUAGUAGAUUAUAAUUUUCCCAACUGUUAUCUGGACAUGUCUUAUAAUCACUUAGUGACCUGUUGUUUCUUGAGCAUAAUUAUUAAAACAAGCUGUUCUGUUGACUUAUUUCAGUAGAUAAGGGGUUAGAUACAAAUGUUAUGGAUUCUAUUUUCUUACAUUGUAAUUACUAUCUACAUUAUAUUUUUAUUAUUUAGAAUUUGUUAAUGAAAUAGUUAUGCAUCUGUAAUAUUUGACAUGUACUUGUUUUGUAUUUAUGGAAAAAGGUAAUGCAAAAUUGAUGUCAAAUUUAUAUAUUUUUUCUGUAAUUAUACAUAGUUUACAGCUAUGUUCAUGAUAAAAAAUCUUACUAUUAUGUGUGGCAUUAUGAGCUUUAGGAUUGUUUAAUUUUAUUUUUUAUGUAACAAAUAACAUGACCAGAAAUUUACAAGAAAAUAAUAGCUUAAUGCUGUGAUGAACUAAACUGAUAAAUUUACAGCAUUGAAAAAAUGUCCUAACUAUUUAAUACAAUUUUAGAUGCUCAUAUUACUGGUAAUAUCUAUCAGAACUACUAUCAUCACUCAUCCAAACAACUUGAGUUUUAAAUUAUAGGGAAGUGACUUUUUUGAAAUAUUUAACUGGAAAAAGGUGAUCAAUAAAUUUUUUUGUUACUUUGGUGGUUGCUUUGGUGGUUGCUAAGAACAUUAGUCAGCUACCUCUAUGCCACAAUAAUUUAGUUAUGUUGCUUACCUAAGCUUAGAAAGAACUGGAACUCCAACAUCAACAAAAGUUAUUAAUUUUGCACCAUAACCACAUAUUUUGACAUGUUUGUUAUGAACCUUCCAUCAGUUUCUCACAAAUUGACUUCAGAAAUGUUUAUGCAAUGUGAUUCACAAGGCCAUAUAAAUGUUACCACUACCUAAGUUUUUAAAGCUUUAAUUUUAGGGAUGUAUUUAAAUUAUGCAUUUAUUUAUUCACCUUUUCAAGUUACUUUAUAAAAUGUCUUUAGCCUAAUUACUACAUAGUGAUAUAUAAAUAUAGGUCUUACAAGAGACUGCUCAAGCAGUUUGUAACUGUCUAGUAAAGUUGAUUAUUAAAUUCUCAAUUAUUUUUUUUAUACUAUUUGCUUCUGUAAUGAACUUAUUUUUCUUCCUAAGCUUAACUCUGCUAGUUCUAUACUCAGCAUUGCUCACCCCUUACUUAUAAAUUGUGCAUUUAUUUUAUUUUCUUACCCUUUUCUAAAACACAAACUAUAGCUUGUAUUUAAACAAAUGACCAGUACUUGACAUAAUUACGGUAAUUACUUUAUAUGUAAAAAUCAUUAAAUAAAAAAUGUA
Messenger RNA from Physella acuta, 4463 nucleotides. RefSeq names its product diacylglycerol O-acyltransferase 1. Gene Ontology annotation, cellular component: endoplasmic reticulum membrane. Gene Ontology annotation, biological process: triglyceride biosynthetic process. NCBI's taxonomy places the organism in Eukaryota, Metazoa, Mollusca, Gastropoda, Physidae. Gene Ontology annotation, molecular function: diacylglycerol O-acyltransferase activity. The record is from RefSeq and is a predicted model, not a curated record.